UUCCGGGAUGUAGUGUACGUUAACUGUGAUUUUCUACAUAUCUAAAGGAAUACCAAAGUCCACAAACCAAUGAGGUUUCAUCGACAACAAUAAAUACAAAGAGUGAUCUAAAGACUUGUAUACACCGUUUAUAAACUCGCACACAUUUAUGGACGAGGCUCCAUUCCCAGUCGUUGGUGUUGUGAUUGCUGUAGUGUCCAGCUUUAUCAAUGGAUCCACGUUUGUGCUCCAGAAAAAGGGGAUACUGCGAGCCCGCAAAUCAGGUGGGACUUACCUGGCUGACUGUGUGUGGUGGGGUGGGACACUUGCAAUGAUUGUUGGACAAAUAGGAAAUUUUUUGGCCUACAAUGUUGCCCCAGCAGUUGUUGUCACCCCUCUUGGUGCCCUUGGAGUCUUGUUUGGCGCCGUUCUGGCAUCCUGGCUCCUUCAGGAACAUCUCAAUCUCAUAGGGAAACUUGGCUGCGUUUUGUGCUGUUGUGGUUCAGUUGUGCUCAUCAUUCACUCACCCAAGUCUGAAAAUGUCACAUCAAGAGCAGAACUAGAGGAGCGACUGAUGGACCCAGUGUUUCAGGUGUACAUCUCGCUGGUGGCCAUAUUAUUGAUCAUACUGAUCGGCUGGCUGUCUCCAACUCACGGAAAGUCCAACAUUAUGGUAUAUGUGGGCAUCUGUUCUCUCCUUGGGAGUUUCACUGUUCCCAGCAGCAAAGGUUUAGGAUUGGCUGCUCAAGAGGCCUUCAGUCAAACACCUUCGAGUGACGGCAGAGCAUUUUACCUCUUCCUGGGGUUGCUGGGAGUUUUAGUAGUCAGUAUUCUUAUCCAGUUCACCUUCAUCAACAAAGCCUUGGAGAACUUCAGCUCUAACAUGUUUGAGGCCAUUUACUAUGUGACUUUCACCUCCUGUGUCAUCCUGGCCUCGGCUGUUCUUUUCAGGGAAUGGACAGCACUCGGCAUUGUGGACUGUUUGGGUAUUUUGUGUGGUUUUGUUACAGUAUCAGUGGGUGUUGCCUUAUUGCGUAUCUCUCAAGAAGCUAAACUUACUUGGAGCCAAACCAAAGCUAAAAAGAACUAACUAAUGUUGUGUAAAUAUUUUUAACAGUAACUGAAAGUGGAUAUGACGUGUUAACAGUAACUGCUGUAGAUCCUGAUGAGGGAGAUUUUCUAUAUCAGUUGAUUAUACCUUUUGUUUGUUUUUUAAUAUGGGAUUUAUAUUGAUUAUUAUGCAACAAAUGUAACUUACUGAUGGAUAAUUUAUUUUUAAAAUAUAUUUCCCUU
This is a messenger RNA of Danio aesculapii, 1272 nucleotides long. RefSeq names its product NIPA magnesium transporter 1 (gene nipa1). Gene Ontology annotation, biological process: magnesium ion transport. Bases 149 to 1069 code for a protein of 306 amino acids. Gene Ontology annotation, molecular function: magnesium ion transmembrane transporter activity. Gene Ontology annotation, cellular component: membrane. The record is from RefSeq and is a predicted model, not a curated record. NCBI's taxonomy places the organism in Eukaryota, Metazoa, Chordata, Actinopteri, Cypriniformes, Danionidae. The transcript has 5 exons.